Messenger RNA from Chaetura pelagica (chimney swift), 1439 nucleotides. RefSeq names its product sedoheptulokinase (gene SHPK). Gene Ontology annotation, molecular function: sedoheptulokinase activity. The transcript is spliced from 7 exons. Bases 1 to 1416 code for a protein of 471 amino acids. NCBI's taxonomy places the organism in Eukaryota, Metazoa, Chordata, Aves, Apodiformes, Apodidae. The record is from RefSeq and is a predicted model, not a curated record. Gene Ontology annotation, biological process: carbohydrate metabolic process; cellular response to lipopolysaccharide. Gene Ontology annotation, cellular component: cytosol.
AUGGGCAGCGAGGCGGCGGGAGGGCCCUGCGUGCUGGGCAUAGACCUGGGCACCAGCUCGGUGAAAGCGGCCCUGCUGGAAGGGGCAGAGCCAGGGCAGGUGGUGGCCCAGACCUGCUCCAGGGAGACACAGGCACACAGCAGUAGCCUGGAAGCUGGACCGCAGGGAAUGGAACAGAAUGUCCAGAGAAUAAUAAGAGCACUGAAUGAAUGCCUUGCUGCUCUACCUCAGCAGCAGCUUCAAAGAGUCAGUCACAUUGGCAUUUCAGGACAAAUGCAUGGGAUUAUGUUUUGGAAAAAAGAUAAAGGUUGCAAGUGGACAGAGGGUGGAACAGGUCCUUCCUUUGAGCCAGACGAGGUCAGUCAUCUGGUUACUUGGCAAGACGGUCGCUGCAGUCCCACCUUCCUCUCUUCUCUUCCUCUGCCACAGUCACAUAUCAGCUUGGCUACAGGAUUUGGGUGUGCCACAGUCUACUGGUAUUUAAAGAAGAGUCCAGAUUUUCUGAAGUCUUAUGAUGCAGCUGGCACUAUCCAUGACUAUGUGGUUGCCAUGUUGUGUGACCUGAAGAAGCCACUCAUGUCUGUCCAGAAUGCUGCCAGCUGGGGAUAUUUUAAUUGCAGAAACAAAAGCUGGAAUACUGACGUAUUGAAAAAAUCCGGCUUUCCCCUUCACUUGCUUCCAGAGGUGGGAGACCCUGGCACCAUUGCAGGCAGGACAAUCUGUGCAUGGCAUGGAAUACCCAAAGGAGCAAAAGUAGGAAUUGCUCUGGGAGAUUUCCAGUGCUCUGUUUAUUCCUGUCUGACUGAGAGGACUGAUGCAGUUCUUAAUAUCAGUACCUCAGCUCAGCUGACUAUCUCGAUGCCCCUGGGUUUCCAGCCUCCAGAGACACCAGAUCCUUCCUCACCUGUUAGUUAUUUUCCCUACUUCAAUGGUGACUACUUGGCAGUGGCAGCUUCCCUUAACGGGGGCAAUGUGCUGGCAACGUUUGUGGACAUGGUGGCACGGUGGACAGAAGAGCUAGGAGUUCAGGUUCAGGAGUCUGCCAUCUAUACAAAGAUCAUCAAAGCAGCCUUGGCCCAACAUGACAGCAAGCUCUCCAUCCACCCAGCUAUAUUUGGAGAGAGACACACCCCUGAGCAGUUGGCAGCAGUGACCAACAUUGCUGCCUCUGACCUCUCCCUGGGUCAUGUCACCAGAGCUCUGUGCCGCGGCAUCGUGGAAAACCUCUGCUCCAUGUUCCCUGUGCAGCACCUGCUGGAGAUGGGAGUGGAGAGGAUCCUGGGCAGUGGCAGUGCCCUCACCAGGAACGAGGUGCUACGCCAGGAAGUGGAAAGGAUUUUUCCAUUCCCUGCUGUUUAUGGGAAGGAUGUGGAUGCUGCUGUGGGGGCUGCCAUGGUGAUGUUCCACAGAAAAUAAAGGGAUUGUUUGAAAUGGCCUGG